AUGUCUAAAACAGUUUUGAUCACCGGCUGCAGCCAUGGCGGGUUCGGGGAGGCCAUGGCCAAAGUCUACCACGCGAAAGGCUUCCAAGUCUUUGCAACGGUCCGCAACAUGGCCAAAGCCGGAUCGCUGGCGGAUUAUGACGGGGUUGAGAUCCUCGAGCUGGAUGUGACAUCAGUCGAGUCGAUUCGGCACUGUGCACAGACUGUUGCGAAACACACGGGCGGGCGACUCGAUGUCCUGGUCAACAACGCGGGCGUGAACGCCAUCGUGCCGCUUCUCGACGCCUCCCUCGACGAGGCGAAGAAGGUCUACGAUACAAAUGUGUGGAGUGUUGUUGCCAUGGUGCAGGCGUUCGCCCCGAUGCUCAUGCAGGCCAAAGGCGUCGUGUGCAAUAUCAGCUCGGUGUCGGGCGAAAUGGUGUUUGCAUGGGCGGGUGUAUAUAGUAGCUCUCGAAGCGCUGGCACGCGGAUUUCCGAGACCCUGCGUCUGGAGAUGGCUCCUCUAGGCGUGCGCGUCGUCACCGUCAUCCUCGGCGGUGUCCAGACCAGUGGGAACGACCCGAACAAUAUCGCAGACUUGGAGCUGCCCCCCGGUUCGCAGUACCGGAAGAUCGCAUCGGUCAUUGAUCGUCAUAAGAAGACGAUGGUGCAUCCGAACAAACAGAACAUCGACAUCGCAGCAAAGAACGUGGUGGACGAUGUUCUCAACGGUCAUGGCAUAUUCAUUCGACGUGGCCAGGCUUCGACUCUUAGUUGGUUAUGCAACACCUUUCUUCCCUACCGGCUUUUUACUUGGAUGAUUAAUCGGGAGUCAGCUUUGGAUCAAAUCUGA
Messenger RNA from Aspergillus pseudonomiae, 831 nucleotides. RefSeq names its product SDR family oxidoreductase. Gene Ontology annotation, molecular function: acylglycerone-phosphate reductase (NADP+) activity; triacylglycerol lipase activity. Lineage: Eukaryota; Fungi; Ascomycota; Eurotiomycetes; Eurotiales; Aspergillaceae. Gene Ontology annotation, cellular component: endoplasmic reticulum; lipid droplet. Bases 1 to 831 code for a protein of 276 amino acids. The transcript is spliced from 2 exons. The record is from RefSeq and is a predicted model, not a curated record. Gene Ontology annotation, biological process: phosphatidic acid biosynthetic process; triglyceride catabolic process.